Messenger RNA from Exophiala oligosperma, 363 nucleotides. RefSeq lists its product as uncharacterized. Lineage: Eukaryota; Fungi; Ascomycota; Eurotiomycetes; Chaetothyriales; Herpotrichiellaceae. Bases 1 to 363 code for a protein of 120 amino acids. The transcript has a single exon. The record is from RefSeq and is a predicted model, not a curated record.
AUGGGAGAACCUUUUGUUGGAAAUCACAACGCUUCGUUCAGUCGCAUCAUUGCACUGUUGGUUGAACGCUCGGCGGCGGCGACGGCGGCGGUACAUUCAAAACAAGGGCGCAGGUGCCAAACUCGACAACUGCGACAUCCCGGAAAGCCGACCAUGUCUUUUUCGGUUUUCCUUGCCUCUACCAUCCACGGACCGAUCCAGCACGACGACAACACCCAUGGCACUCGUUCAUGGAUACUGCCCAAUCUCCAAUCAACAGUGUUUUGGCCUGCACCAACGACAGGGGCACCAACAGCUCGACCGAAGCAAUUCGCGACGAAGUACCCAAGGCACUCUGGUCAAUUGAAUGAAUGUGAUGAAUGA